Tilletiopsis washingtonensis is the source of this 3120-nucleotide messenger RNA. RefSeq lists its product as hypothetical. Bases 83 to 3055 code for a protein of 990 amino acids. NCBI's taxonomy places the organism in Eukaryota, Fungi, Basidiomycota, Exobasidiomycetes, Entylomatales. Gene Ontology annotation, biological process: double-strand break repair via nonhomologous end joining; protection from non-homologous end joining at telomere; interstrand cross-link repair. The transcript has a single exon. Gene Ontology annotation, molecular function: damaged DNA binding; 5'-3' DNA exonuclease activity. The record is from RefSeq and is a predicted model, not a curated record.
CCUGGCGCUUCUCGCACCCGCCGCCCGCCUCGCACUGCCUCUGCGCCUCGCAGCGGCUGCGGCGUGAGCGGCGCAUCGCACCAUGGCGCCGUCGACGUCCGGCUUCCUGGCCGAGUAUCCGCUCAUCCGCGUCGACCGCUUCACCGCCGCGCCCGUGCCGCUGCCCGCCUCGCUGCCCGCCUCGGCGCGCGCCGACCUGCCGCUCGGCGCCACGCACUUCGCCGCGCCCGCCUUCUUCCUCCUCACGCACAUGCACUCCGACCACCUCUGCGGGCUGGAGCAGCGCGGGCACGAUGCGGCGCCCAUCUACUGCUCGCCCAGCGCGCGCGCCCAGCUGCUGCGCUACGAGCGCGUGCGCACGCGUGCCGAGCACAUCGCCGGCGCCGGCGACGUCGUGCGCCCGUACCGCAGCCUCUGCGAGACGGCACAGCAGGCGCGCGUGCGCGGUGAGCGCGCCGGCGGCUCGGGGCGCGGCCGCGACCUGCUCGUGGCGCUGCCGCUGCACACGCCGACGCUCGUGCCGUACGCAGGGCGCAUGCAGGUGCGCCUCACGCUCCUCGACUCGAACCACAUGCCCGGCGGCGUCAUCUUCCUCGUCGAGGGCGAGCGCGGCGCUGUGAUCCACACGGGCGACCUGCGCGCCGAGCCGUGGUACGUCGAGGCGCUGGUGCGCGAGCCGCUGCUGCGCCCCUACAUUGCCGCCCAGCGCGUCUCGGCCUCGCCGGCGCCGUCUGCCUCGACGCCGCGCACGCCGACGCCGCAAGCUGCCGUGUGGAAGCGCGAGAGCAACGCCGCUUCCUUGGAGUCGACGCAGGGCGAUGGCAUGCUGGAGUUCCACGCCGCGUACGGCCCGCUGCGCAAUAUCUACAUCGACGACGAGGCAUUCAGCUGCGCCUUCUCGCCCGUCACAAAGGCGGACGCGACGCGCGACAUGCUCUCCAUCAUGCGCCGCUUCCCGGCCUGCACGCGCUUCUUUCUCGAUGCCUGGUGCUGGGGCUACGAGGAGCUCAUCCAUGCCAUCCGCCGCGAGUUCAAGAGCAAGGUGCACGUCGACCGCUACAAGCACGGCGUGUACGAGGCGAGCAGCGACGCCGACGCGCACCUGCCGGACAUUGUCACGCAGGAAGCGCACGAGGCCGUGCGCUUUCAUGCCUGCGAGAAGACGGCACGCUGUGCGCUCAUCGACACCUUUGCGGAGCCUUCGCUCUCGGACUCGCCGCGCCCGCUCAUUGUCGAGAUCAAGCUGGGCGACGGGCGCAUCAGCACAGCGCGCGGCUGGGCCCGGGCACGCGCCGACAUCGAGAUGAGCCUCGCCGGCGCUGCAGCCGGCAAGCGGGCCUGGCCGCGCUAUUUUGGCGUGCCGUACGAGCGGCACAGCCCGCUGCCAGAGAUCCGCUCCUUUGUCGCUGCCUUUCGGCCGCUGCGCGUCACGCCCAACACCGGCACGCUGCAGCAUUGGUUCCUCAUGGCCAAGACGUUUGGCGCAGUGCUGGCGCCAGGAGGCGCCGAGGCUACAGCAGAGGACGCGCGUGGUGCCCUCGGCGAGGCGCUCUGGCGUGUCUAUUCGCAGGCCUGGGCUGCCGCGACGUGCAAGGGCAGCGUCGCAGCUCUGCCCGGCGUAGUGCCGGUGGAGCAGGAGGAAGCCGUCGCCGAAGAGCUGCAGCGCUUCCACGGACGUGCCCGCCGCCUCUUUCUCGCCGAGCGCCAGCUGCCGGCCGAUGCAGACGCGGCGUACGAGCGCGAGAAGGACCGCAUGCGCCACCGUUCCGACGACGUCAGCCAGCCAGAGUCACUGCUGGUGGUGGGCGACGAUGCAGACGGCUACGAGGCGGAUGCGAGCGGCAUCGUCGCGAGCGGCAUGCCCAGCGCGACGGACAUGACCACUGUCGCGGACAGAUCGAUGGCGCCGCCGCUCGCCUUCGUCAGACCGCCGCCGCCGCCUCCGCGCCUGCCAGCACUCGCCCCUUCUGGCCUCGACGAGAUCCUCGCUUCGCGCUACCUGCACUACGCCGACAUGUGCCUUGGCUGGCGGAUCCAGAAGAGCCCAGCGUGGACGCAGGCGCGCGCGUGGCGCGCGGUGCGCAAGAAAAAGCCGGAGCUGGCCCGCGAGGUCGAGGAGGCGGUGCACGCCGAGCAUGGCACUGUGCCGCUGCCUUGGAGCAAAGCGGACAAGGUGCGGCGGCUCGAGCCGCCAUCUGAGCCUCAGCCCACUGUCACCUGGCUGCCGCCGCAGCGUCUCCCGGUCGCUUCGAGGGACGUGAUCGUCGUCUCGACGCUUGGCGACGGUGUCGGCCUGUAUCGCCCGCGCCGCCUCAUCGAGCCGGCCGAGGCGCCUCGGCAGCCGCUCGUCGAGCUGCCUCCUACGCCGCCGAACGAGCAAGCCUGUCCCGAGCCAGAACCGAGCGCAGCCACGAGUCUUGUCGCAUCCGUCAGCACACGCCAGGCAUCGGCCAAGCGCGCCGCACCAGCCAACGAUGGCGAGGCCGUCAAGCGGCCCCGGCGCAGCGCUUCUGCGAGCGAAGCGUCCCUGUCUCGGUUGAGGACCGAGCCCGUCACGUACAAGAAGCUACUGUCUCUUCUCUCCGCCGGCAAGCCCGUUCCGGGUGUCAGCACUGCUGCGCUCGCUGAGCAGCUCCGCGCCGACCUGCUCGCCCUGCAAGAGGCCCUCGCUUGCCCGCCGGCACGCCAAGACAUGCUCGACAGUCUCAUGUCGCGCGCUGGCGAGGCCAGCCAGGUACUCGGCCUCGCAGCGCGCUCGGCACAGGUGCGGGCGACUCUCGCGCUCGAGAUCUUUCCCUUCCAGACCGCCCUCGCUGCAGUCCUUGCUGCAUACCCGGGCGGCACGUCAGCAGCGGAGCGAAAGCUCAAGCAUCUAGCAUGGGCGCUCCGCGGCAUCGAGGCCAUGCCGCCCAGCCGCAUCGUGCGCGUAUCUACUGCGCCGCUGCUCGGCACGGCGCACAGCAGACGCAGCGUGCACUUUGCGACGCACUCGUCUUCGUCGGCAGCGCCACACACCGGACUGACGUCUGCCGUGUCGAGCUUCACACCUCUGUAGCAUAGCCAACCUCAUCGCGAUACCCAGCUCGGACCAAGUAGCUAUCAUUAUCAUGCGCACGCUCA